This is a messenger RNA of Camelina sativa (false flax), 1950 nucleotides long. Its product is annotated as F-box/WD-40 repeat-containing protein 1-like. Lineage: Eukaryota; Viridiplantae; Streptophyta; Magnoliopsida; Brassicales; Brassicaceae. The record is from RefSeq and is a predicted model, not a curated record. Gene Ontology annotation, molecular function: protein binding.
UCCAGAAUCUGUACCUCUCCACUCCAUAGCCAUGGAUUCAAAAGUGUGUUCAUUGUUGCCUUUUGAAUUGCUGGAAGAGAUACUUUGUAAGGUUCCAACUAAGUCUCUUAUACGACUCAAGUUAACGUGCAAACAAUGGCUCGCUCUGUUCAAAGACAAGAGAUUCAUUUACAAGCACUUAGCUCUCCUCCAGGAACAUAUCAUACGGACCAAUCAUAUUCAUAUGGUUAGGAUCAUCAACCCGGUAAAUGGAGCUAUCUCAUCUUUAUCACUUCCACACGAGUUUGAGCUUAAAUCUGAGAUUCAUGCUAUGAUUCACUGCGAUGGAUUAAUGCUGUGCAUCCUAGAAGUGGGUCCGGUUGCAUUGUGGAACCCAUGUUUGCAAAAGGUUAGAUGGAUCAAGCCCCUGAUCAGUUCUUACCCUGGUUGUUAUAUCUAUGGCAUUGGAUACGACGGUUUGUCUCGGGAUGGGUACAAAUUCUUGAGGUUUGUGAAUGGUGUUUUUACCACUAACGAGUACUCAAACACAGGGUUGGACAAACCAGAGGUCUACAUCUACGACUUCAAGUUGGAUUCUUGGAAAAUUAUUAAAGUUUCUUUGGAUUGGCAUGUGGUUUCGCGUUGUAGAAGUGUGUCCCUCGAAGGAUACAUGUAUUGGGUUGCUAAAUGGAAUCGUAAACGCGACAUGUUCAUCCAAUGUUUCAACUUCUCCACAGAGACAUUCGAGCCCUUGUGCAGUCUUCCCUUUGAUUAUGGUGAAGAUGAUGUUGUAGAUUUAUCAGGUUUCAAAGGAGACAAUCUUUCUUUGUUACACCAAAGCAAAGAGACAUCAAAGAUUGAGGUAUGGGUUACAAACAAGGUCAAGAACGGGGCGAGCACCUCAUGGACCAAGUUCUUUAGUGUGACUGAUCAUCUCCUGGUAUUGAGAUCUGUUGACAAUUUUGCUAAUCCGGUGCAUUUCAUUGAUAAGAAUAAUAAGAUCGUAGUAUGUUGUGAGGAACUAGUGGCAGAUAGGAAUAACGUAGCAGUCAACAUUUACCUAAUUGGAGAAGGUGAGAUCAUAAGACAAGCUGAGAUAGAGCGACAUCAACGGGGUUUUAGUUGGCCUUUUGUCUCCGGCUAUGCAUAUCUUCCAAGUCUUGUUCCGGUUCCAACAUAGGAGGAUCAUCAUAAACCGAAUAAAACAUUUACAUAAGUGAUGGAAUUUCAGAAGGCAGCACAUGGGUCUGGUUGGGGUGCAGAUUAUUCCGCUGUCUCCAUAUUGCGUAGAUGACUGACUGGCAAACCAAUUGGCGAAGGGUUGACGGCGACCUUUCAGUGCCGUUAUUCAUCCAAUAGACCAAUUGAUGCCAUGAGCCAAGGCUGGUAGAUGGCAGGUCCAAUUUCCUACUUACAGAGUGCCAAAGGAAAUGGACGAAGUAGGUGAUCUCGGGUUCCGGUUGUAUGGAGCAGAGACCACAUGCAGAGUUAAUAUUCAUUCCCCACCUGACCAGUCUUGUCUUUGUAGGAAGGCGAUCCAGAUUAGCAAUCCACAUAUGAAAUGCAUGCUUCAGCGUAGCCCCUUUGAACCAAACAGUCUGAUGCCAGUUGACAACCUCUACUCAUGGUCUCAGAGCCUUCCAGGUGGACAUGGAGUUGGAGGGCCUGCUCAGAAUGUGGGUCAGCAAGCUUCCAUCCAGCUGCAUCACAAGCAUUUGCCACUGUGGCUUGUAGAGGAAUCCUUAAGUCUCUAGGGCCUUGAUUACUGAUAUAUUUGAUUAGCGGACCAAAAGGGGUCCAGUUGUCAAACCAUAAACUUGAUAUUCUUCCAUUUCCGAUCUUGCACAUAAUAAAUCUUUCAGCCAAGAUUCUCAACCUUAGGAGACACUUCCAGUUUCAAGAGUCUGAGACUGUUUCUGAUUGAUCCCAGAAGCUUGUUACCUUGCUAAAGUUGUGGAAUUUGUGUCAGGC